AUGAUACAUAGAACCAUCGAGGUAAACACUGAUGCGAUCCUCGCACCACGACCUCGCCAAUCCUCUUCUUGCUCCGGGGAACUAAACCCCCGAGCUCUCGCCACUCUACCCUCGACAGACCACAAGGCUGUCAUCUCAAAAUGGGCACGGGAGACUUCAGAAUCUUCCAUUCGCAAAUCCGAGGACAACAACAACACCGAUACCGACAUCACUGGAAACGACCAGAGUGAUGUCGCUUCGGUCACCUCAUCCACUGUCUGCACCUCCAUCGACAGUGAUAUUCAACUUGAGGCCGUCCCUCCCUUCCCUCAACAGAGGCCAGCAACUGGUACUCUGUUUGAUUUGCGAAAUCAAAUUUGCCAAGCGGGUGCUUCCAAAAAAGCACGGAAUCAGACUGCCUAUGCGACAUUUGCCGAAGAUGACUACAUGUACUCGCCAUACGAAGACAUCGAGGUGCCUUCCAUGACCUUGUCUUCUACCGUAUCCACGUCUUCCUUCACAGCCUCUACUGAGGAACUGAAUAUUGGCAAGCUCAUCGCGGGCAAGGUGCGACAAGUGGUAUCUCACCGUACGACGGCAUGUAAGAAAUUGAAGGAAAUGUUCAAACAUUGA
Molecule: messenger RNA, 612 nt
Organism: Penicillium waksmanii
Lineage: Eukaryota; Fungi; Ascomycota; Eurotiomycetes; Eurotiales; Aspergillaceae
Exons: 1
Coding region: 1-612 (203 amino acids)
Source: RefSeq, a predicted model, not a curated record